CGCAGGCGCCGUCGAGGGACGACCGUUCAAUACUUCAAUACACUCUCUGGCACUGAUCGGAGCGGCCUCUAGAUCGGAUUUGUCGGGCCUUGCUCGUUCUGCCGAGAGCAUGACAUCAUCCAGGGAGGCCGGUCCGCUCGCACGAUAUCCUGAUCCUUCGUGCAGUGCGCAAGCAUAUGCUCUGACCGGGAGAUUAUCGGCCAGCCCAAGCGAAACACCCGCCCGGAAAUACCGCCGCUUAUUGCACUGGGAGGGUAGUCGACGGCGAGUGUUACGCGAUCGUUGAAGAGAGCGGACGUCGGGUGUCGAGCGCUUCUCGGGGGAGGUCAAACAACGGAAAAUGUUUACAGUGGACUUUGGCUGUUGCUGUUUCCACCCUCGGCGUUCCAUGCGGGUUUCGAAUCUCGUUUCCCUCAUAUCUCCCCAACAUUUGUUGGAACUGUCAAAGCAAUCAGUUGCUAUUUCGGUCAUCGGCAACCGGACGAGGUGACUUCGGUGUGACAGUGACGCUCCUCCAAUGGCCAUUCGAGCGCGGAGUAACUUCCAGCCACAAGGCGCGCUAACUGGCAUCUCGAGCACAAGUCGGGGCAAACGAGACGAAGCACAAGGAAGACAUGGAAUCAGCUCCGGUAUGACCCGUCCAGGCCCCCACAGUUGAUAAAGUUAUGGCCUGCAGCUCGGGGAUCUUUCGAACUGCUUCGAACAGAAAGGGAACCCGACAAAUCGCGCUGACGGGUGAUAUGCGAUCGGACGGACCAGCCGAGCACAUGGACGAACCGGAGAGUUGCCGCUCAUUUGCGAUUUCACUGCGCAAUUCACAUCUUCUGCGAAGGAACGUCUGGGUUAUAGCAACAGCAGUUGAUGCAUCACCACAUCCGUUGUGUGAUGGGCGCUGAAGCGAGUAGGCCGGAUAACGCCCGGACGCUUCGGCAUGACCGCUUUGGUAGUGUGCAAUGGGGCGGGCGCGGGACGGAAUAUGUUUGCAUAGAAAUGACAGCAUGGAAAGUCGUAAGGCGAUCAUUCGAGCCCUGCAUGUCCACAAGAAUAGCCGUUCCGGACGCAUCAACGCUUUGCCGAGAUGUUGAUUCGUGUUUGGCAGCCGAUACUGACCGAUGGGAAUAAAACCAAACAGGAUUCCUUGUGGUGACUGAUCCUUCAGCUCCCCUCCCCCCUCAUCUUCUCCCAUGUCCGACUCUGAAAAGGUCCCCGGCGGCGAGCCUUCGCCAGCCGAAUCCGCGCCUGCCAAGCGAGAGUACAAGGAGUUCGGCCAUGACGAAGUGAAGGCUACGCACGCCCUGGUAGACAUGAGCACCAUCGAGUUGAAGGCAGAGGAUCUCUACGACAAGGAGAAGGUCGACCUGGAGACGAUCGUCAUUGACGACGUCUUCAAGCUGUUGCAGUGCGACGAGAAUGGUCUGAGCCAGGACGAGGCUACCCGCCGUUUGGAGCUUUUCGGUCCCAACAAGCUCGAGUCGGAGGAGCAGAACCCUUUCCUGCAGUUCCUUUCUUUCAUGUGGAACCCGCUCUCCUGGGUGAUGGAAGCCGCCGCUUUGGUUGCCAUCGCUCUGUCCAACGGUCAAGGCCAGCCUCCCGACUGGCAGGAUUUCGUCGGUAUCGUCCUGCUACUCCUCAUCAACUCGUCCAUCGGUUUCUACGAAGAGCGUGGUGCGGGUAACGCGGUCAAGGCUCUCAUGGAUUCGCUCGCCCCCAAGGCCAAGUGCAAGCGUGGAGGUUCUUGGUCCGAAAUCGAGUCCGCCGACCUCGUCCCCGGUGACAUGGUUUCAUUCAAGAUUGGUGACAUCGUUCCCGCCGACUGCCGUCUCACCGAGGCCAUCAACGUGUCCAUCGACCAGGCCGCCUUGACUGGUGAAUCCCUGCCCCAGUCCAAGAAGCUCGGAGAUCAAUGUUUCUCGGGUUCCACUUGCAAGAACGGUGAAGCCGAGGGUGUGGUGAUCUCCACCGGUGCCAACACUUUCUUCGGUCGCGCUGCCUCCCUUGUCGGACAGGACGACGACACCACUGGUCACUUGCAGAAGAUUCUCGCCCAAAUUGGAUCGUUCUGUCUCGUUGUCAUUGGUAUCUUCGUCUUGGCGGAGAUCCUGGUUCUCUAUGCUGGAUUCCGUUACUCUUACCGUCGUGGUCUCAACAACAUCCUUGUGUUGCUCAUUGGUGGUAUCCCUAUCGCCAUGCCUACCGUGUUGUCUGUCACCCUGGCCGUCGGUGCGCAACAGCUUGCCAGCUACAAGGCCAUCGUCACCCGUAUCACUGCCAUCGAGGAACUUGCCGGCGUCACCAUUCUGUGUUCUGACAAGACUGGUACUUUGACCACCAACAAGCUCACCAUUGAUCGCCAGACCCUGGUUACUUACUCGUCUUUCUCUGCCGACGACGUUAUCCUUCUGGCUGCCUACGCGUCUCGCACUGAGAACCAGGAUGCCAUCGACACCUGUGUUGUUGCCUCUGUCGGUACUGAGCGCGCUCGGGCUGGGAUCAAGCUCUUGGACUUCAAGCCGUUCAACCCCGUUGACAAGCGUACCGAGAUCACCUACCGUGAGGAAGCGACUGGCAAGCUGAAGCGUGUCACCAAGGGCAUGACUGGCGCCAUCAUUGAGCUUUGCACCCGCAACAAGACUGAGGAGCUCGAGGCCAAGCUCGAGAAAGACGUCGAGGAGUUUGCUACCCGUGGACUGCGUUCUUUGGCUGUCGCCUUCGAGGAGCUUGAGAGCACCGACCACGAGGCUGAGGGUAACGGUUUCGAACUCAUCGGUCUUCUGGCCAUCUUUGAUCCUCCCCGUGAUGAUACCAAGCAGACCAUCGACGAUGCGAUGGCUCUCGGUGUGAAGGUCAAGAUGGUUACUGGUGAUCAGCUCGCUAUUGCUAAGGAAACUGGACGUCGUCUCGGUCUCGGUGAUCACAUGUACCCUGCCAAGGUUCUCAAGGACGGACCCACGCCCGGUGGCAAACACGCGACUCUGGAUGAGAUGAUCAUGGAUGCGGACGGUUUCGCUGGUGUCUUCCCCGAGCACAAGUACGAGAUUGUGAAGCGUCUCCAGGGUCUCGGCCACCUUUGCGCCAUGACCGGUGACGGUGCCAACGACGCUCCCGCUCUUUCCCGUGCCAACGUUGGUAUCGCUGUCGAGGGUGCCACUGACGCUGCUCGUGGUGCUGCCGACAUUGUGCUUACCGAGCCCGGUCUUUCCACCAUCGUGCACGCCAUCCGCGGCUCCCGUGUCAUCUUCCAGCGUAUGCGCAACUACUCGAUCUAUGCCUGCGCUGUGACGAUCCGUAUCGUGGUCUGCUUCGCCAUUCUGGCCUUUGCGUACAAGUUCGACUUCCCGCCGUUCAUGAUUCUGAUCAUCGCGCUUCUCAACGACGGAACGAUCAUGACCCUGUCUGUUGACCGUGUGCUGCCGAGCAACACUCCGGACUCUUGGGACUUGACCGAGAUUUUCUCGUACGCUGUGGCUUACGGAUUGUACCUGACCAUGUCCACUGUUGCGUUUGUGAUCAUCAUCCUCGAGACGACCUUCUUCCAGGACAAGUUCGGUGUCAGCCUUGAGACUUUCCCUGUGCAGCACAACGACCGUCAGCUGCACAUGGUUGUCUACCUGCAGGUGGCCAUCAUCUCGCAGGCGCUCAUCUUCGUCACUCGGUCGCACAGCUUCUUCUUCAUGGAGCGUCCGUCGACGGCUCUGUUCUGCGCGUUCUGCAUUGCCCAGCUGAUCUCGAGUAUCAUUGCGGUGUACGCCAACUGGGGCUUCACUCAGAUCCAGGGUGUCAGCGGUGGUUGGAUCGGUAUCGUGUGGAUCUGGGACAUCCUCUGGUUCGUGCCUCUGGACUGGAUCAAGUUCGCGAUGAAGGCGACCGUCAUCAAGCACCUGCGGGAGCGCCGCGAGGCUGCUGCUGCUGUUGUUGCCGCCUCCACCGACGGUGUUCCGAUGACGAGGACCCAGUCCCGUGCGGCGUCUCUCCACGAGAGCUUGUACUCCAACCGUGUCAGCUUCAUCAAGCGUGCUGCCCGCAAGGUUGGCUUUGGCCAGAAGCUGUCGAUCAAGCCCGAGGAGCUCCAGCGCUUCAGCUCGAUCCAGGCGCAGCGCACGGGUGCCACGCUUGCGCGCAACCCGUCGCGGACCCCGGCAUAGAUCCCGCCGACGAUCGUCCACAAUACACUCUAGACCUGCCCGUGACUUGUACAACAGACGUCCGAUAUACGACUGCUACCCUUCGCUUGACGAUGCGCUAUCCUCCUGCACCCUAUUUACCCAGCAUACCAUCAGCUUCAACCUCAUCCUUAUUCUGCCCAUCUUCUUUGCGAUGCCUCGCGCAUCGCUACCGUAAUAGUUUCUCAUUAAUAUGGAGGCUUGGUGUCGAUAGAUAGCAUGGUACGAUACGACUGACGACUAUGUUGACUCGCCAUAUUGCCUUUGAAUACAAAAUGAAUGUGAUGGAUGUAUUAAA
Messenger RNA from Mycena citricolor, 4458 nucleotides. Lineage: Eukaryota; Fungi; Basidiomycota; Agaricomycetes; Agaricales; Mycenaceae. The record is from the annotation of a GenBank genome assembly.